GUACCCUAGGAGCUAUAAGCUGUGAGUCAGGUUGGGUGUGAAAUUUGUUGUUAUGAAGGCCUCGCUGCAUCAGCUACACUGCACUCAAGGAGAGGACAAGGACUGAAAUACCACUGGUACUCCCUGAGUGUGUAAAUCAUUGGGACUGUGUACAUUCCAACCUAAUCCCCACACAGUCUUCACAAUAGAAAGGGAUUCAAAAGUUUUUUGAUGGAUUAAUACUGCUGUGUUUAGUUUGACUUUAGUCAGCCACACAGUGUAGUAAAGAUCUAGGCACGCUAAGUUUUCGGUAUGCUAUACACAGACUUCUAAGGGCUGUAGUACUACAACACUUUCUUUAUUAAUGAAUUACCAGUACUAACAGUGAUGACAGAACCCGUUGACAUGCAGACUGCACUCCACGCUUGGACGACCUAUCAUGAAUAUUUCAUAGCAGAAAGCUGAACAAACUUGUUUAACUGUUCUACAAUAGACAAAGGACAAUUCAGAAAUACCACAGUUCCCAAGGAUUGUAACUGUAUAUAAAUUUGUGUUACCAAUUAUUUUCUCAUAAACUGUCCACCAAACAAGAAAAAAACUGAAUGUGAUGAAUUGUGUGGAAUUGACUAAUGCACUGUAUUUGAAAUAAUUCACAGUUUUUGAAUGGUCCUCUGAACUUUGAACAUGGUGAUGAUUUGUGUAAUAUGUGUAUCAAGCACCUGUUUCUAGAGGUUAGUUCUAAUUUGUUAAUUGAGCACUUGAUCCUUGAGGCCACUGAUAAUUUGUGUAAAAGGCUCAUAACUAACCAGACUUUUGGGAUUUUGUGUAUUACACCCAGCAGGAAGUGAAGACACCCUUGUGAGCCAUGUAACAUUGUGAGGGUAUCCGCCUGGUAUAUGGUUGGGUAGUGUAUAUUAGAGCUGUGAUUGGAUCCAAGGAAAUAGGAGCAUAUCUAGAUACAUCUGCAUUGGUGGCAGCCAUAUAUACUGUACAGCUGUCUAGGUUCACAUCUCAGCUGGUUGCAGGAGGCAGUGAUAUUUUACAUCCCUACAUUUAUAUGAGGACCUUUAUAGGGGCCAGUUUGUUGUCCAAGCAUUGUGUGUUACAUAGCCAGUACCCUGGAUGUCCAUUGUCAUCAAUCAGGCCAUCAGCAUUCAACCAUUGUGUCAUAACCUGGCCACAGAUGGAGGGCAAUUUGUGAGCUUUGUAAAAGGUUUUGUGAUGUUCUGAUAUUAUAUGACUGUAAUAUAUUUAUGUGACAGUUGGCUGUAGUUGAGGUCCACUUCGACCAACUUGGGCCAUUGUUGCUCUGGCCUGGGUAAACACUGCCUAUAUAUAGCUCAAGUACAACACUGUUCUUUGGAAGAAGACAAGGUACCACUAGUGGACAGGGAGGGUGUUGGACAAGAGAAUUAAACCAAGGAAAGGUUUGAUUAAUCAAGAGAACAGUGUUGAAUUUCUUUGUGAUAUUACGUCACAUCCAUUAAUUACAUGUUUAUCUAAACAACUAAACUUUAAAUUACUGCCAGGUGGAGCUUUUCGAAUUCUGAAGUGUUUUAAACAUUAUAUAAGUUAAAGUGAUCCAUGACCAUUAGUUCAGACUGACCUGUGGCCUUGGGCCUUCUGUCCAGCUUAAAGUCAUUCCCACUGACCACUACCUGUGACCAUAUGUGAGUGUAAUACACAGAUCCCCAGUGGAGUGUGUCUUUAUACUGUUACAUGGUGUAUACCCCAGGGCAGCCAAUCAUCUAACUUACCUGUAAUUAGCAACUUAGACUGGCGAUGAAAUUGACCUGUAAAUAGAUGUGUGUUCUCAGCUGGUCAGUCACCCAAUACACAUGGUCCUAGGCCCACUGGGCAGCCUGCAGAACCUAAACAUGCCCACCAAACAGAGAUACUCCCUUUUUGCCUGUACCCGGCCCAUGGAGGACUUCAUGCCCAUCGGCCACAGAGUCUGGGAUAUCCGUAACCAGUUAAACGAACAAUUAAGAUGCCUAGAAAACAGAUUAGAAAUUCAAGUUGCCAUGGUGACAGAGAUACAAGAUUUUUUCCGGAAAAAGGCUGAGGUAGAAAUGGAAUAUUCCAGGAGUCUCGAUAAACUUGUCAAAUCAACCAAGUUUCGACACAAGCAAGAGAAACAGAAGAGAGAGCACUGGUCCAUGUUUUCCACCAUGUCAUGUUGGCAACAGUUACUGGAUAUCACUAAGAAGGAAAGUCGGGACCAUGGAGUCAUGAGUGAGAUAUGUAACAACCAGCUUGUCCAGAGAAUGGGUCACAUCAUCGACAAUUCACAGAGGAUCUACCGCAGGUGUCGAGAUAUUGGUGUGGAAAGCCAUGAAGACAUUAUGAAAACACUUACAGAAUUACAAAGUGCCAUGAAGACCUAUCACACAUACCAGUCAGAAAGUAAGCAAGCUGAAGCCAAGCUCAAGGCAGUGGAGACCCAGAAAUCCAAACUGGAGCUUCAGCUCUCUGGCAAAAAUGUCUCAAAUAACCGAAAACUAAAAAGCUUUAACCGUCAGACAGAAAAGAGACAAUCCAAAUACUCAGAGAACAAAUUGAAGGCCUUGAAAGCAAGGAAUGACUACCUUCUGUGUAUAGAAGCAGCCAAUGCAGCCAUCAACAAAUACUUCUCUGAUGACAUAUCUGACCUGAUGGAUUGUAUGGACUUUGGUUACCACAACUCUGUGAAGAACUCAAUGCUGAUGUACCAGAACCUUCACAAGAAUCUGAGUAGAUGUCACCAACAGAGUGUGGACAUUGUCCAGAAGUGUGUGGCCGAGCUGGAUGCCCAGGCAGACAAACAGCGCUUCAUAGAACUGCAAAAUGCUGCAUUCAUGCUGCCCAAGAAAUUUGAAUUUCAGCCAUGUAGAGGGGAUGAGGUCCAGCAAAUCAGUGCUCAAAAACCAGUACAGGACGACAUCCUCCAACGACACCGUGCAAUACAGGAGCGACUUGUCGAUCUCCGUCUAGAGAACGAUGAGACAUGGAAGACACUUGAAGCAACAGAGAAAUCACUCAACGACAAAAUCAAUGUGGCUGACUAUGAUGUAUCAAGCUUCUUUGUGGAUGAGAAUCAACCGCCACGCUCACCUCACGAAGCAGCCAAGCUCAGAGGAGACAGACUGGAGGUGGAGGGCUUCUACUUAGAGAAAUUCCGCUCGUACACAUUAAGCUGUAACAGAAUAUCACGACUCCAGGCCAAACAAAGUGCAAUACAGAAAUCUGUGGGGGACAAUAUCUCCAACACAGGGCGACCACCAUCAUUACCACCAAAGCCAAAAAAGCGAAGAAUAGGGCGGAGUCAAAUGGUGGGACAGCCCAAGUUGUUUGGGGGCAGUCUCGAGGAAUAUAUAGAGGCUACUGGUAAUGAUAUUCCACUGAUUAUCAGGAGCUGUAUACGAGCUAUCAACCUUUAUGGUAUGCACCAUCAAGGUAUAUUCCGUAUCUCAGGUGCUCAGGUAGAAAUCAACGAACACAAGGUAGAGUUUGAAAAGGGCCAUGACCCCCUGGUUGAUGUUGACCCCAGCGACAUCAACUCAGUGGCAGGCGUACUGAAGGCCUACUUCAGGGAGCUGAGGGAACCCCUGUUUCCACUGCCUCUGUUUGAUGAGCUCAUAGACGGCAGCAAGCUUGAUGACCAACACAGAUGGGAGAAGAUUAAGGAACUGUUGUCCUCACUGCCUCGCUGCAUCCUCAUUGUAAUGAAGUAUCUCUUCUCCUUCCUCAAUCACCUGUCGGAGUACUCGGACGAGAACAUGAUGGAUGCCUAUAACCUAGCCAUCUGUUUCGGCCCUACACUCCUACCCAUCCCACCAGACCGUGAUCAAGUGUCGUACCAGAGCAAUGUUCACGAGGUCAUCAAGACCAUCAUCAUCCACCAGGAGGACAUAUUCCAUAACUACGAAAACUCUGUCGUCUAUGAGAAGUGUAUCCUUGAAACAUCUAGGGACACGACGGAUGAUGUCACAGAAGAUGAAGAUGAAACCAGCUCAAUACGCAGUAAUGAGGAUGAAGAUGAUGAUGGCUCUGCGCUAGAUGCAGAAAUCUCUGAAGCUGUAGCUCUUUUUGAUUUCACUGGACGUACAGAACGUGAGCUCUCCUUCAAAAAGGGAGAUAACUUGAUUAUUUACAACAAGAUGUCUACCGAUUGGUGGGAGGGCUGCUUUAACGGAAAGGAAGGCCUGAUUCCUGACAAGUACAUCUCCCUCAAACAUCCACCAGAUGACAAGAAGAACCACUCUGAGGAUGAACGUUCCAUUUCCCUGUCGUCUCUCCCGGGGCGGGGUCAUCAGCAGUCCAGUGGUGGGGAUGAUGUCACUCUAGAGAAGUCAGUUUCCCAGCCUAACAUAUCGAUCAAAGACAUGUCAUCAUCAGCAGGAAUGAGCCCUGCACCCUCCCCCCAGACAACACCUCGCUCAUCCUCAACUUCCUCAACCCAGGACCCUGCUCCCACCGGUGUAUGUGAAAACACGCCCAUCUUGUCCAUAACUCCCGAUGGGCGUCUGGAGAUGAAACGUCAGCAAUCCAACCCUGACCCUAUCACAGAGGAAAUUAGCGCUGACAUAGACAAUGCGUUGGCUGAAGUAGUGUCAGGACUCAAGUCCUUGGAGAUGCAGCAACGUGGUGACAAACGUAUGAGUCUCCCACUUGUAAAGCAGAAAGCUACACCUAAACACACCCCAGAUCUUGUGCUUGACCUGCCCGAAGGGUCCAAUUCCUCUCCUCAGGAAGGCAGUGGCCCUGACAGUCCCACCAACACUGUUGCUGACAGGUUCGCCCAAUCCAACCAAGGAACGCUCAAAAAGGCGAGCUCCAUGCCACGCAACAUCAACCCUCCAACUGUCAGUGUUGGCAAUGUCAUGAGUGCUAGUGUAACAAGUAGUCAUGGAGAGCAUAUAACCUUUGACCCCACAUAUCCAGAACAUUCUCUGUUCUCUACGUUUGCACAAGGGCGUAAAGGUGUAAGCCCUAAUCGCUCCAAGAGUCUGACUGACCAUGGGCCUGUGGAACUGACUGUCUCUAACAAACAGGCUCCUGUGCCGGUCCUUCCCCCUGUACCAGUGCUUCCUCUCUCCCACAGCAUUCCCUCCGUUGGGGGCGUCACCCCACCCCCUGUGGCAGAAAAACCCAAACCCCCCAUCAAAGUAAAGCCUCCCGUCAUGAAAAAGCCAACAAGGUCCCCAGAGGUUCAGCGGCGCUUCCCUCCCCCUGCCCCCACACCACAGGACUGAGUCUUCCAGUGAGUUAGUGAUGAAUGACUGUGGACCUAUUUGAAAAGCAGAAUAACUGCAUGCCCAAUGGGCAGGAAGUCACACUGCAUUGGCAGUACUCAGGACAUUAGCCUGUAGUGACUUGUGUAUGGAACCACAUGCUGGAUAUAGAUUGUAUGCUCCAGUGUGUGUGAGUAUACAUGGUUCCUCAGAACGACUGUACUAGAUUUGUGUACAUGGAUAAGCGAUCUGACAUUUUUACUUAGGAAAUUAUUACAAAAUUUUAUAUAUAUUAUAUAUACACAUUUAAACCAACAUGUUCUUUGAUAAUUUUGUGAAGCCAAAUCUGUCCUAAUUUGGAAAGAUGCAUAAUAUUUGUAUGAUUUUAAAAGGCAAUGCUUUAGCCUAGACUGUGCCUGUUCUAUUGUGUGGAGGAGGGUGAUAGCACCAUAGACUGGAGGGAUCAGUGUAUCAGGUCGUCCUUAGCGACAGCCUGCUGGCCUGGUCAUAGCUAACAUUACUGUGCAAUAUGAAGAUUUCUUUUCUUGUGUUUAAAUUGCUGCUUUAUGCCUUGUUAAUGGAUGGUACACUGACAUAUUGUGUUACUGAUUGGCAAAUUGUGUUACUAAUACACAAUGUUUCUUAGAGGAUGGAAGGGAUUGGGAAUUGUGCUACUGAUGGGGUUGGGGAUGUUUUUACCAUAUUUCAAUAUCCUGACUUUGGAGGAAUUCCAGUAAAAUCAGGAACUACAGAAAAGAAAUUGUAACAUGGCCUAAACAAUGAGGAUUCAUUGAAAAGUUUGGGUUGAAAACAAAUGUGCCAAAAUUUGUAUUUAACAAUGAACAGGUCAGCUUGUGAAGUUAACUGUAUAUGAAGAGGAGAUGGAAAGGGCCACAACUUUUGACCAAUAACAUUAACGUAACAAUAUCAGUGUGUGUUCUUACUUAUUUCUUCAGCAAUGGGGUAGUGGUCAGUAUGAAACAGAUCCACAAAAACAUAUUUGAGGAUAUUUUUAAACAUUGUUAAACCUUGAAAUGUUUAGUUUCUCGGUCAUUUUAAACAUUGGAGAAAAAAAUGUGACCAAUGGCAUGUCAAUUUUCAAAAUAUGAAGCUUGUAUGAAAUCAUUUCUGUGUUCUCGUAACAUAAUUUUAUAUCAGACAACAUUCUCAAAUUUAGUAAGGAUCUUGUUUGUGAUGUAGAUAAUUGGAUACAUGUGAGAAUAUAGUGUUCCGUGGUACUAUUAAUGGAUUAGCUUCAUUAUGGAGUUCAUUUGCUAAUGUUGUAUGUAUGUAUGUAUAACUUCAGAUAAAACAGAUUACAGAUAUAUUGUUCUGGAGCAGUGUAAUACUGUGGCAGUAUAAAAAGCAUUAUAAAGGAAUAUUACAGAAAGGUGCUAUGGUCUUUAGUUAUAAACCACUGGAACAUGUCCAGAACCUGCAUUAAAUACUUAAAUCAGAUUACUCAAUAUCUUCACAAGACAAAUACUUACUCUGAAAAGUUUGGGUUUUUUUCACUCCUUACAUUAUACCACUAUUUUUCCUCUACAGAUAUUCCUGUUGAUGCCCAUCGAUAUAUACCCUAGACUUAGUAGUAUAUGUUAUUCAUUGUAGGUCCAAAUCCUAUAAACUUCACAUUUCAAGUUAAUGUGCAGAUACAGAAAUAAAAUAUACUGGGUAGUUAUUCUUCAUCAAAAGAUAUAUAUACAGAUGUCAGUAUCUUUAACAAAAAUAACUGUGAUGUGGAUAAGAUCUUGAUUCUGUAUUGGUUGUGAUCUUGUGGAUGAAUUCCAUUUGUUAUUAUCCUAGAUUAACACCAGUACUGGGUUGUAGAGCAUUACAGGGUAUGCUGGUGACUCUCAGCAAGGAACACGUUCACACAUCUGUCCUGAUUAAUGUAUUGUGUAUAUGUUUUAUUCCAAAUUAUUUGAAGAAAACUUAACCAAGGUGCUUAUAUCAUCUACUCUCUCUCUAUAUAUAUUGUCUGUGUGUAGUGUUUAAUCGGGUAAUCAUCACAUUGAAUAUUAGAAGUACAAAUUGUACGAGAACCAUGUACAAUCAGAAACAGUCUGUACAAUAGCUGUUGAAUUAGCUGUUAUAAUUACCAACUAGAACAUUUAAACAUUCACUAGAUUUCCUGCAGUCAUGUAUAUUUGAUGAUUAUCUGUACCAAACUGCAAUAAAUACACAGAGAUCAAAGUUUAAAUAAGUGCUGUGCUCAAGCAUUACGUAAUUUACUGAUAAUUGGUAAAUACUAGACGGACAUCUUUGAAAAGGCCUUCCUUAAGAAAUUAUUAAAAAAGCACUAAACUGUUUUUAAAUGAAAACUUUGUGGAACUUUUCCAAAAACGUUUUUAUAACUUCUGAUCUUUAAAAGGGUCCUUCUUAUAAGGAAUGAAUUAGUGAUCAAUAUUUAUGGUUUUCUCCAAGCAUGUAGUGCACAUACAGUUGCACAUGUAUGCGUGUAGGAGUGUAAGUAUGGUUAUGUAUGAGUAGGACAUGUUUUGUGUGGAGUCAAUAGAGUAUGUGUCUUUUUAUCGUAACAAAACAAAUAAGAUGGUUGAGUAAGGGCAUGUUUGUCUCUGCACACUGUGUUUUAGUAGCUGGUUUUAAUGAUACUGUGUUCUAUUACGAUACACGUCUGAGAAUGCACUGUAUUAUAAUACGGUAUUCAGAUUGUAUACUGAUUGAUGUAUCAGUAUUUUACCGACACUAGUACACCUUGUAUCUUACUACAUUAUAUGGAUAAAGCUAUGUAAAAUUUAUAAUUUUUUUGUACAAUGUUCUAUGUAUUGUACAAUACAGUGUAAUAUACGACAUAUUGUACUGUUGAUUAUCAAUCAUAAUUACUAAUGAUAAUUAAACAGCAUCAUCGACCAUACAUUGGAACAAUUUAAUGCUCAUAGUUUUCUCACAUAAAUUAUAUAUAUGUAUAAUGUGCUUUUAAUCAUGGAUUCAUGGAAUAAACAGAUGAAAUUGA
Messenger RNA from Pecten maximus, 8169 nucleotides. Its product is annotated as SLIT-ROBO Rho GTPase-activating protein 1-like. Gene Ontology annotation, cellular component: cytoplasm. Gene Ontology annotation, biological process: negative regulation of cell migration; signal transduction. The transcript has 20 exons. Gene Ontology annotation, molecular function: protein binding. Bases 1818 to 5213 code for a protein of 1131 amino acids. The record is from RefSeq and is a predicted model, not a curated record. NCBI's taxonomy places the organism in Eukaryota, Metazoa, Mollusca, Bivalvia, Pectinida, Pectinidae.